Sinocyclocheilus anshuiensis is the source of this 1783-nucleotide messenger RNA. Its product is annotated as solute carrier family 2, facilitated glucose transporter member 11-like. Lineage: Eukaryota; Metazoa; Chordata; Actinopteri; Cypriniformes; Cyprinidae. The record is from RefSeq and is a predicted model, not a curated record. Gene Ontology annotation, cellular component: plasma membrane. The transcript has 13 exons. Gene Ontology annotation, biological process: dehydroascorbic acid transport. Gene Ontology annotation, molecular function: D-glucose transmembrane transporter activity. The coding region runs from base 1 to 1686 and encodes 561 amino acids.
AUGUCUUCCAUCAUAGUUUCAUGUGUCCUGCUCGACAAACGACGCCAUGCCACGACUCAGAGCAUCAGUGUCUCAUUUAAUGGCGAGCACAAACUGACAACUACCUUCUUUAUUCUUGGAUUUCAUCAUCUGGAUUCUUUUUCUCAAAGCAAUAUUAAUACAUAUAAAGAGGACAGCAUGACCACAAAGGAGAAGAAGGGUCAUGCAUACACUUUGGUAUUAAUGGUGACCUCUACAGCUAUUGGGGGAACUCUACAAUAUGGAUACAACCUGGCCAUAAUGAAUGCACCGACUGUUUUCAUUCAAAACUUUGUCAAUGAGACAUUUCUGGAGCGAUGGGGAAUACAGUUGGGGGUUUACGAGCUCACGCUGAUAUGGACCUUUAUUGUUUCCAGUUUCUCAUUGGGAGGCUUUAUUGGGGCCCUGAUAGCAGGGCCAAUGUCAGUACGUUUCGGGAGGAAGAAGACUAUGUUGCUGAACAAUGUCUUUCUCUUAUCAAGUUCAUUGCUUGCAUUGUUAAGCCGAACAGCAAAGUCAUUUGAGAUGAUUAUCAUCUCCAGAUUUUUGGUUGGCAUAAAUGCAGGCAUCAGUAUGAAUGUACAGCCCAUGUAUUUUGGUGAGAGUGCACCGAAGCACUUACGAGGGGCUGUGUCCCUGUCCUCAGCUGUCUUCACUUCUUUUGGUCUGGUGUUGGGACAGGUGGUCAGUCUGAAAGAGUUGUUAGGUAGUGAGCCGUGUUGGCAGUACUUAUUGGCUAGUAAUGCUAUCCCAGGCUUCAUCCAACUCCUCACCUUGCCAUGGUUUCCAGAAAGUCCCCGUUACCUCCUCAUUGACUGUGGAGACAAAGAGGCCUGCCUAAUGGCACUGCAGCGUCUGCGAGGCUGUGAGGUGCAGAGAGAAGAGCUGGAUGAGAUUCUGCAGGAACAGAAUGAAACAAAGGGAGAACGUGCCAAACAGCCAUGGGAGCUCUUUACUGACCGCAGAGUCCGCUGGCAGCUCAUCACUGUGGCGGUCCUGAGCAGUGCCAUGCAACUGUGUGGUAAUGACUCGAUUUACUUCUAUGCAUCAUAUGUGUUCCAAGAAGCGGGUAUAUCUGCAGGACAGAUACAAUAUAUGGCCAUUGGCACCGGGAUGUGUGAAUUCACCGCUUGCAUUCUAUGUAACCUGUUGAUAGAAAGGUUGGGUAGGAGGCUGAUGUUGAUGGGUGGCUAUGUUCUCAUGACAGGAUGGGCUAUAGUCUUUACUCUGGCUCUUUCACUUGAGAAUAUGGUUAGCUGGAUGCCUUACCUGAGCAUGACCUGCAUCUUCACCUACAUUCUCAGCUUUGGCAUGGGACCAGCUGGGGUGACUGGAAUCCUCCCAACAGAGAUUUUUAACCAAACAUCACGUCCUGCCGCCUACAUGACCGCUGGCUCUCUAAUGUGGCUUAACCUUUUCAUUAUCGGGAUGAUCUUCCCUUUCCUUGUGAGCGGUUUAGGGCAGUAUUGCUUUGUGCCAUUUGGGGCUGUGUGCCUCUUGACUGCUUUAUAUAUUCAGAUGGUUCUACCUGAAACCAAGGGAAAGACCCUAUCGAUGAUCACUAAAGAGUUUUACAGACUCAACUACCAUGGACAGGUGAAGAUGGAUAUAGAAGGAAAACAAGCUCAGUACCAACUAGGGGAAAUCUUUCACUCCACUGCCUUAUAGAGUGUUAAAUUCUCACAAACUAAAUUAAUAUUUUUAGAAAAAUAUCUUUAAAACGAUGCCUUAACUGUUCUUCAUCGUGCAGUAAGUUUACAUCUUU